Molecule: messenger RNA, 4148 nt
Organism: Toxorhynchites rutilus septentrionalis
Lineage: Eukaryota; Metazoa; Arthropoda; Insecta; Diptera; Culicidae
Exons: 2
Coding region: 2514-4148 (544 amino acids)
Source: RefSeq, a predicted model, not a curated record
AAUCCCAAAACAAUCCCUAGAAUCUUUUCGCUGAUGUAUUUUUAUAUUCUUUAUUGUCCUUCAAACAUUCUCGUUUUCCCACCGUUGAUUUGAAAAAAUCCGAUAAAAACGAAAACACGUGCGUUUAAGUAGCGAAGAAAACUCAAAUUGACCGUAAAUUAAUUUGAAACUGCUCUUGAAUCUAUGUCGAUUGUGCAGCAUAUCAGAUCGUACUUACACCAGUGAACGUACCAGUGCGGUCCGUAAUCAGCGAGGAAGAGAAAUUUUGUGGCACAGAGCAAGGAACUGGAAUUGACAGGUGGUUCGUUUUAGACAGUACGAUGAUAAGGCAUAGAAGAUGCGAGAGGGGAUGAAAAAUGGCAGCAACGGCAACAACCCUCACGUCCCAUAAAACAGCAAUGAAGACAAUAACUUGCAGCAGUCACCGAAACACAACAAUGAUGCCCCCAGCUAUUUCUCGGAAAACUCUAGCCGUUCAUUUUGCCGCUGUCAAUUCGAGCCCCAGCAAUUGCUGAACAUCAAUUUUGACAUAACGUUCCACCUUAUUAUACCACCUUGGUUAGAACCAAGGCGUCUAGAAGUAUAUCCUAAGGUGAGGCCGUUUCUCACUAAGUUGGUUAGGGGAGCGGUAUAUAAAAACAGUACGGAAGAAAGCAGAAGAGGAAUUAUUUGCUUGAAGCGUGAAAGAGACAGACUGAUCAGGAGCGAGCUUCGGCACUAGCGUAUUGUGUUUUGUUUACAAACAAAACACCGUAGACUUCCGAGAUGGCUGAAGAGUGCUUUUAGCAAGUUGGCCCACCUUAGGAUAUACUUCUAGGCGCCUUAUAUCAAUGGUUAGAACCUUCAAUGGUUAGAAAGUUCUAACCUUGGUUAGAACCAAGGCGCUUAUAUCAAUGUAUAACAGGUGAAGCAACAUCAUCACUUCAAUAAGAAGGGGAUUACGGUUUGUGGAGCGGGGGUUGUUUGUUUUGUUAUUGCUUGCAUACGCCAUUUUUGCAUUUUCACAUGCGUGAGUAGUGGAUAUGAGAAUGAAAUUCUACAAAAUCAUUCUUUCUUUUUCACAUAAAUUCGCGAAACCCGAACAUAGUAGGCAUCGUUCGAAUAAGCGUCGUAGCAGUUUGUAUAGAGCCGCCGGCAGCGUUCUGAUGCUGUUUGUAAACAAUACCGACAGCAUUUCCAAUAUGGCUGAAAGUGCAUUUCAUAUGAUUGUUUCACCAGGUACAUAUAGAGGCGCCUUGGUUAGAACCACUCAAGUUUUUGAAUUUUUCAGCGGUCGGUUGACACGAAGUGUAAAUAGUGGGAAACAGUAACUAUUUUCGUUAAUUUUAUAAAGAAGUUAUAAUGUAAAAUGGGGAGUAACAUCUGGUUCUUUAGUUAUGAAACAUCGUUUUUUUAAGUUUUUGGAAAGCAUUUUUUUUUCUUAUGUUACGCGCCCAAAUAAAACAAUUAAGUUCAAAUGACCAACAUAUGAAUAUUAUUAUAUUACUAUAUACUCCAUUUCAACCAAAAGUUUGAACAACACCUCAACUUGAAAACUGAAACAGCUCAGUCAGCUUACGUUGAUUUAUGAUAGAAAAUGUCCGAGAUUAGAUUCACAAGUGAUGUUUCCAACUAAACAGCGAUACAAAUAACAUUACGGGUGUUAGGUAGCUUGAUGAAAUGUGUGCGAGCAUCCCUCGUGUAGCAUAGUUCUCUAGAAAAAAUUAUUAGUUAUAGUUAGUUAGGCAUAGUAGGCUUUGGUUUUUCGAAAUUGUAUUUCGUUCUCUUCUAAUAAAAUCGCCAGAUCGGUCGGUCACGUUUUCCCUCACUGCGUAGAAAUAAAUGGAUUUUCUAAUAUCGUAAGUGGUUUUUAGUUUGUGCGAACAUUGGUGCCGUUGACCAGAAUUAGUUUAGUACCGUGAAACGUAUUGCCUUGGAUACCAUUUUCUAAAACAUUUUCAUCGCGCCUUGAUUGCUGCGAUUGAAAAAGUGGAACUUUCUGGAAGGAAAUUUUUUUUCGCUGCUUGUUGGAUGAUCACAGAACGUUUUUUCGUGGACCGGCUGAUUAUCAAUUGGGCGUCAGAUUCAAUCGAGAAGCUGAAACUUGGCUGUAGAACCUAAACAGUGGUUUUACAAACACACGAUAGUUACCGGGGGCGCGUAUUUACAUACGUUUUGCAUUUCAAGGAAUUUUCAGCCAGUCUCAAGCGGUGAGUACUGAGCUAAAAUAAUCAUUCGUCGAAAGAUAAUCUGGAACCAUUUCCCUAUUUUCCGUUUUUCCAUUUUCUACGUGGAGAAAAUUGGCGGCCUGCCGUUUUGCAACUUAACCGUUGCUAAAAACGUGGUAUCGUGCUGAAAACGUGUACGCUUGGAGGAUUGACGAUUUGUUGCUGUCAGCAGUUUUUUGAAUAAAUACAAGGCCUACUUAGUUUUGGCUCACAGGUGAGCCUUUUUCCAAUUUUUCCACUAGUUGGUGUUGUGGUGCUGUGCGUUGUACUUUUCCAGAACUCUCUCAUAUCGACGACUGUUACGAGAUGACGAAGAAGCUGAAGCCGAAGCUGCAUGCACGGGAUAACAUCAUUGACUUCCUCGUACGCACGGACCAUUUCCUGAAGCAAUAUGAUCCGGCCAAUCACGCUCUCCAGGUUGAGGCACGACUCGACAAGCUUGAUGAAAAGUGGGACGAAUUCGGAGCGGUUCAGACGCAGAUAGAGGAGAUGGAAGAGCUAGAGGAGGAAAGAACGGACCAGCACAAGAGAACCCGAGCCGAGUUCGAGGAGUUGUACUUCCAGGUAAGGGCAGGGUUGAAAUCAAAGUUGCCAACCAUCCCAAUUUCUCCCUCUACCUCUAACGAUACCCCUCCACGUAUGGGAACAUGUGCCAGUAUUCAAUUGCCAAAAAUUAACUUGCCAGAAUUUAACGGGGAAUUUGACAAGUGGUUGCCAUUUUUUGACACUUUUAAAACGCUGAUCCAUGGCAAUCCGGAUCUAAGCGCGAUACAACGUUUCCACUACUUACGAGCGUCUUUGAAGGGUGAGGCGCUGAAGGUGGUAGACGCAUUCCCAAUGAGCGAAGCGAGCUACGGUGCUGCUUGGUCUGCUUUGACUAAGCGAUUUUCAAAUGUGUACUUGCAGAAGAAGCGACACGUAAAUGCUCUGCUACAGUACCCGAAAUUAAAGAAGAUAACAGCAAGUGGCAUCCAUGAUGUCAUCGACUGCUUUGACCGACAUCUGAAAAUUUUAGAUCAAUUGGGAGAAGUGACUGCGGGUUGGGGGGCGAUGCUGACGCAGCUGGUGAUAUCGAAGCUGGAUGACGUUUCGCAGAAAGAUUGGGAAGAAUUUGCUCUGAUGAAGGAAGAGCCAGCGUACCUGCACGUGAUGGAGUUUUUAGAAGGACAAACCCGAAUUCUAGAUGCGAUAGCUGUCGACCAGUGUUUCGAAAGCAAACAAGUUUCACUCUCUUCUCCUACCCCACCAGCAAAGAAACCGUUUUCGAAGUUGUCGGUCCAUUCAGUGUCGGAAAAUUCAUUGCCGAAGUGUGUCUCUUGUAGCGGUUCCCAUUACAUCAGUAACUGUCCUGAUUUCUUGAAAAUGACACUGGAUAAACGGUUCCAGGUCGUGAAUUCGAAAAAACUAUGCAGCAACUGUCUGCGUCGUGAUCACUACAAUCGAGAUUGUAGUUCUAAUUUCCGUUGUCGAACGUGCAGUAAGAAGCAUCACACUUUGCUUCAUCCUGGAUUAUCAACAUCUGGUUCUGGAUCUGCGGCUGAUACUCAGUUUCCCAAGAAAACGCAAACGGCUGGUUCUGGUGCUCUUAUGAAUACGGCAGUCAAAACGGAAACAACUCAACAGUCUCUUCAGAGUUCGGUAGCGACAAUCUAUGCAGCUAAUGUCGCAGCGGAAUCACGGGAAGUACACGUCUUUUUGUCAACAGUUCUCGUAUUUGUGAAGGAUUAUAACGGACGGUUGCAUACUGCGAGAGCGCUCUUAGACAGCGGAUCUCAAACGAAUUUGAUAUCCGAAAGACUCUGUCAGAUGUUAAAAUUACACAGAAAAGCCAAAAAUAUACCAAUCUCUGGUAUCGGCAGCGCGCGGAUACAGAUAAACGGUUCUGUGUCCACCACGAUCGGUUCACGUAUCACAAAUCAGUGCCGAUGGAUUUUUUGGUGA